AUGCGUAUUGAUUAUACAACAUUAACACCGCGUUUUUCAGUAACUAAUAAUGAUAAUCUUAAUGAUGGUAUAACUCAUUUAAAUGAACAUGGUUAUGUUAUUUUUAGAGAUGUUAUGCUUCAAGAUGAAAUUAAUAUGAAUAAAGAAUUAUUAUGGAAUUUUCUAGAGAACAUUCCUGGACGUCAUAUUCAACGUAAUGAUCCGACAACAUGGUCGAAUAACUGGCCUGGUAAUACUCAAUUUGGUAUUAUAAAUGAAUGUGGUAUUGGUCAAUCUGAUUUUAUGUGGACUAUUCGUUCAAAUCGAAAUAUAAAACGAGUUUAUUCUCAUAUAUGGAAUACAAAUGAAUUAUUAGUUUCAUUUGACGGUUGUGGAAUUUUUCGUAAUUGGUAUUAUGAACCAAAAUGGAAAACAACUAUGGGCUGGUAUCAUGUUGAUCAAAAUCCUAUUUUAAAACCUAAUCGAUGUUGUAUACAAGGUUUUAUUGCAUUAACCAAUCAUAAUGAAACAACAGGCGGUCUUAUUGUUUUUCCAUAUACACAUUUACGUUUUAAUGAAUUAAAUGAUCUUGCACAUCGUCCAAAAGAUUUUGUUGCAAUUCCAAGUUCUCAUUCAAUUUUAGAUCGAGGAAAUGCUAUAGGAAAAUUUAUUCAUUGUCAAUCUGGUGAUCUUGUUCUCUGGGAUUCUCGUCUUGUACAUUGUAAUUCUUGUGCAUUUGUUUCUGAUAAAGGAUUAAAAAAUCAAUCAAUUGAUUUCUUACGGAUUGUCGCCUAUGUUAGUAUGAGUCCAACAACAUUUGUGAGUAAUCAAACAUUGGAUCAGUUUCGAAAAAAAAGAAAAUUAUUGGCACAAAAUAAUUGUACAUUAACACAUUGGAGUACUGAGUUAGCAGAAGCAAGUUCUACUUUCAAUUUACCUAAAAAAUCAUUAGAAAAACUUGAUGCAUAUCAACGUGCACUUAUUAUUGGAACUAAUGUUGACGAUGAAUAA
Molecule: messenger RNA, 990 nt
Organism: Rotaria sp. Silwood2
Lineage: Eukaryota; Metazoa; Rotifera; Eurotatoria; Philodinida; Philodinidae
Source: the annotation of a GenBank genome assembly